Messenger RNA from Lactuca saligna, 2909 nucleotides. The record is from the annotation of a GenBank genome assembly. Lineage: Eukaryota; Viridiplantae; Streptophyta; Magnoliopsida; Asterales; Asteraceae.
UUUACUUUCUUUUCUUUCCUUUAAUGAACUCGGGAGCACCUAAAAUGAAUACUUUCUUUUCCUUUCUUUCGAACUCGGGAGCACUGAAUACUUUAUUAUUUCCGUUCCCUUUCUUUUCUUUUCUCUCCUUGUUUUUCCUUUCUUUCUUUUCUUUCCUAAAUGAACUGGGGAAGGGUGUAAUACAUCCGUCUUUCCGUUUGGCGGCAAAAGAGUACAAUAAAUAGGGUUCCUCAAAUCGAUCACUCACAUCCAGCAAAAUUUCUUUACUGAACUCUUUCGAGUUCGACUGUAGUCCGUGUAAAAUGAUCGUUUGAUUAGGGCAUGGUCGGUUUAAGAUGUGAUUAUCUACAAUGGACCGUACAGUUGUUUCAACGGAAGGCAAUGGAGCAGCUUCAUCGGCCAUGGUAUCUCCAUCGAUUAAACCUAUAAACAAGAGUGCCAUCCACAAAAUCUGCGCAGGCCAAGUGAUUUUGGACCUCCCCUCCGCCGUUAAGGAACUGGUCGAGAACAGCUUGGACGCCGGCUCCACUAGCAUUGAGAUUGCCCUAAAGGAAUACGGCGAAGAAUCGUUUCAGGUCAUUGAUAAUGGCUGCGGCAUUUCGCCAGACAAUUUUAAGGUUCUAGCGCUUAAGCAUCAUACGUCGAAAUUAGCGGAUUUUUCUGAUCUUCAAUCGGUGACGACUUUCGGCUUUAGAGGGGAAGCUCUCAGUGCUCUGUGUUACCUGGGAGAUUUAACAGUCGAAACAAGAACGAAAAGCGAGCAAGUUGCGACGCACUUGACAUUUGGCCGUUCUGGUUUGCUUACUGAUGAGAAAAAGACGGCGCGCCAAGUUGGUACCACUGUUACUGUGAAGAAGCUGUUCUCCAACCUGCCAGUGCGAAGCAAAGAGUUUCACCGCAACAUUCGGAAGGAGUAUGGAAAGUUGAUUUCACUAUUGAAUGCAUAUGCUCUUACUGCAAAAGGGGUUCGGAUGGUUUGUACAAAUACGACUGGAGCAAACAAAACCUCUGUAGUACUUAAAACACAGGGAAGCGGUUCACUCAAAGAUAACAUCAUUACAGUGUUUGGCAUGAGCACUUUUAACUGCUUAGAACCUAUGAGUCUAGUUAUAUCAGAUUCCUGCAAGGUGGAUGGGUUUCUUUCUAAGUCGGGCAAUGGCAGUGGAAGAAAUAUAGGUGACAGACAGUAUUUUUUUAUAAAUGGCCGACCUGUUGACAUGCCAAAAGUCACCAAGCUUCUGAACGAAUUGUAUAGAUCUGCAAACUCAAAGCAAUAUCCAAUCGCAAUCAUGAAUUUUAUUGUUCCAACCAAGGUGUACGAUGUCAAUGUGACACCAGACAAAAGAAAAGUCUUUUUCUCUGAUGAAGGCUCUCUUUUGAAGUCCUUAAAAGAAGCUUUGUUGGAGAUCUAUUCCCCACAUCUUGCUAGCUUUUCAGUACAGGGACCUGAGGAGCUCACUCAGGGACGAAACAACUCAAAGUUGUGUUCUCCUCAUGAUAAGUCUUUUUCACAGUUUUCAUUAAAGCAAGCAUCGCCUGAUAGCAAACAAGAAGCAUACAGUGAGAAGCAACAUGUAGAAGUUGACACUGAUAUGAAUGAAUGUGAAGAGACAUUGAGAUCCUCACCUGCUGUUAAACCGAUGAAUGUGGAUGAUUAUAGUUUAUCAAAGACAGACUUCACACUUAAGUUUCAUGGCAACAUCAUACAACUCAACAAUGCAGAAAGGAACAGAUUCACCUCAUUCUGCAGCAAUACUUUAUCUGAGGUCCCUGUUCUUAGAAAUGGGCCUAACCUUCAUCAAUCAGAUGAUGAAUUAGAUGUCUCUCCUAUUAAAGUCAUGAAAAACUCUGGACAAGUUGAAGAGGAUGAUGAAUUAGAUGUCUCUCCUAUUGAAGUCAUGAAAAACUCGGGACAAGGCGAAGAGGUAAUAGAUAUUUCUAGUCCGUUACGAUGUUCUCAGCCAGCUUCAGGUUCAGAUGAUGGACAUGGACUGGAAGUAAUAGAUAUUUGUUCAGAUGAGGCAGUGGCUUCUUCUCCUUCAAAGAUGUGUUACACCAUGCAGUUUAGUUUUGAGGAGUUAAAGAAGAGGAGGCAUCAAAAACUUUGGGCAUUGCAGGCUAGCAAAAAUACACCUGGAAAACGGAAUAAGGCUAAAGGAUGCUAUGCUGCUGCAACAUUAAAGCUUUCUCAAGUGGUAAAAGAGGAGGCCAAGGCACAGGCUUUGUCUGCAGCAACAAAUGAGUUUGAAAAGCUGUUCAAAAAACAAGAUUUUGGGCGUAUGAAGGUGAUUGGGCAGUUCAAUCUUGGAUUUAUCAUUGGCAAGUUGGAUGAAGAGCUGUUUAUCGUGGAUCAGCAUGCUGCAGAUGAGAAAUACAAUUAUGAGCGUUUGUCACGGCUGACCAUCUUGAACCAACAACCGUUGCUGAGGCCGGUGGCAGUGGAGUUGAGUCCUGAAGAAGAAGUGAUCGUUUCAAUGCACAUGGAUACCAUCAGGAAAAAUGGGUUUUCGUUGGAGGAGGAUUUGGAUGCUCCUCCUGGGCAGCGUUAUAAAAUGAAAGCCGUCCCCUUCAGUAAGAACAUAACUUUUGGUGUUGCAGACGUUAAGGAACUGAUAUCUAUCCUGGCGGAUAGUCAAGGAGAAUGCUCAAUGAUGGGUGCAUAUAAGAUGGACACGUGUGACUCCGUUUGCCCCCCAAGAGUGCGUGCAAUGCUAGCAUCACGUGCCUGUAGAUCUUCUGUUAUGAUUGGAGAUCCACUUGGAAGAAACGAGAUGAAAAAGAUAGUUGAGCGUUUGAUGGAUCUAAAAUCUCCAUGGAAUUGUCCACAUGGUAGACCCACUAUGCGUCACUUGCUAGACCUAACAACUCUGCGUAAAUGCGAUUCAGCCAUGAGACUAAUCAUCAUGUAA